Messenger RNA from Salmo salar (Atlantic salmon), 3920 nucleotides. NCBI's taxonomy places the organism in Eukaryota, Metazoa, Chordata, Actinopteri, Salmoniformes, Salmonidae. The record is from RefSeq and is a predicted model, not a curated record.
UGUAGCUCUGAGUCGGUCAGCGAUGCCCUUCGGCCUGAUGCGUAGAGAGCUGGCGUGCGAGGGAUACCCCAUCGAGCUGCGCUGCCCUGGCAGUGAUGUCAUCAUGAUUGAGACGGCCAACUACGGCCGCACGGACGACAAGAUCUGUGACGCUGACCCCUUCCAAAUGGAGAACGUGCAGUGUUACCUGCCUGACGCCUUCAAGAUCAUGUCACAGAGGUGUAAUAACCGUACCCAGUGUGUGGUGGUGGCAGGGUCCGAUGUGUUCCCAGACCCCUGCCCAGGGACCUACAAGUACCUGGAGAUACAGUACGAGUGUGUCCCCUACAUGCAACGCUCCAGAGGCUGAGAGAGAUUUUCACACGGGGAAGGUGCUCCACAAACACCAUGGCAGAUAAGCACUUCAUACAGCGAGUACAGCGAGGGGUCAGCCUUUAUUGCCGAUCAUAGCGGUAACACACACCAUCACACUCACACACACGUUGACCCCUGGGCCUGCUAGUUUGCUUUAUCUGGUGCCAACACCUUAGUAGUCCCUCUGAUUUCCAAUAACAAUGAAAAUUGGCCGCAGUGAGACUGGGAGGCAGGAGAGUGUGUCUGUGUCAUCAUGCCACAAUGGGAAUGUUAACACAAACAGCAAAGGGAUUAUUUUGGACCACAUGACCCUGAAGAUGUGCACAUUUCAAUAUCCCCAUGGUAACUGGCUGCCGGCUUCCUCGGCUGCUGCUCACAUCUCUGUGGCAGAUGUGACAUACACACACACGUACACACACAUUACGCAUGCGCUCUGUUGCUCAUACACACGCAAACACAAGUACAAACACACACACACACACAUACACAAACACACGCAGAAACACGCACCCACAUCACACACGGUCUCUCACACACUCUCACUCAAACCCUAAAGCAUGCACACACACAAGAACACAGGCAGACAGGGUGAGGAUUCUGGUGUUGUGUGGAGCCUCAGUCAUGUGAAAAUCUCUGCUCAGACAGUGUCCCCUCCUCCUCCUCAUGUACUAUUACUCUCAGCAUUGAUCCUUUCACUGUGCAGGAGUAUUCCAGGGGGGCUGCCGCCUCAUCCCCCCUCCACUGGGAAGAGACAGAUGUGUGGUGUGUGUGUGGGGGGGGGGCUUGAUUGAUGACUAUGGGAGGGAUGAAGAGAAGAGGUGGGUAAGAGAUACUUUGUGGGUGAAUGUCUAUGUUUUUUCCUUCAGGGAGCCGUGAGUACAGGAACUGAAGAAAGCAAAACCGACAUCAACAACUCCCUGACCUCUUCUCUGAAUUCUCACACUCCUCUCUUCCUCUCAACAUAUCUCAAUGUCAAUGUCGCCUUUUUUCAUCUCUCCUUCUCUGUCAAUCUUUUCUCUCUUUGUUUCAUGCCGUUCUUCUACAACUCUUUAUAUUCUACUCUUUAUCCAGUGCCACAUUUCUUUAACUCUCUCCAUUGAUCUCAUCUCUUUCCAUCCCUCUCUUUAUCUUCCGCUGUCGCUUUCUUUUUUCUUUGCAGAUUGUCGGAGUUGUCCCAACACUCCACUGUCACCUGUAGGAGUUGUCCCAACAUUCCACUUUCAACUGUCCAAGUGCAACACAAAGUGCAGCAUGGCCUCCAGGCCUCUAGGGGAGCUGUCCUUCCUGGCUGGCUGUGCCCCCUUAAGAUUACGUUGAACUCUGACCCUCCUCUGCUCGGCGCUCACAGGCCCUCAGCUAACCUGCCUCUAGAUAUAUACUGUAGUUCAGGGUUGAGUCCUGUUACCAUCGCAACAGUAAAAGUUAUAACUGUGACCUUUGCUGUUGGGGAAGAUUUUCUAGUCUGUGUUAUCUUUCUUCUUCUCUCUCUCUUUUGCCCUGCAGCCUUUGGGUGAGAUCAUGUCCUCUUUCAGUCGCCUCUAUCAUCUCUCUCUCUGAACGUAGCCCUGAGAUGUGAGUUGACUUGUUGUGGUGGUCAGGUUGGCUGGCCCUUGGUUGCUAUCUUCUACUUCAUGUGGCUCUCCUCUGGUGUUGUUUUGUUGUUAGGUGGUGAUCUGGUCCUGGGUUAUAAAUAAAUAGUUUCCUCUUCCGUCCUCUCUUAUUCUCUCUUAUUCCAGACCAGACAUUUCCCUCUGACUGCACACAGGAGCCAAUUGAAAGUGAUGAUUAAAUAGCUGCUGACUUGCAUUUUUCCUAUUCCCGUCUCCUAUUAAAGAAGCUUGUUUAUUGGAUCUGAAGGAAGGAGGGUGGAGGGGGUUAUGAGAAAAUUGGAACCUGAUCGCGUCGUGAUGAAAAGUCUUGGCUGUCUGAAGUGAGAAAGUUGAGCCAAUUAGAACAGUCCUCCGUCAGUCUUCUCCUCUCCCUUGGGGAUGGGCUGUGGGCCAGACCAGACUUGCAAACACACACACAUACACGUUAGUUCUCCCCACCCGCGCCGCAUUCCGCCGCACCACGUUACGUGUUGUCGGGCUCUGCCACCAGAAUAUAAAUAGAUCCUGAGUGAAUUAGACUCAGUCCUCCUCAUCCCAAACCUAGUGGCAACUAACUGGGCUUCUAUUAAUUACCAAGAGAGGGUCAUCUCAUCCCAAACCUAGUGGCAACUAACUGGGCUUCUAUUAAUUACCAGGAGAGGGUCAUCUCAUCCCAAACCUAGCGGCAACUAACUGGGCUUCUAUUAAUUACCAGGAGAGGGUCAUCUCAUCCCAAACCUAGCGGCAACUAACUGGGCUUCUAUUAAUUACCAGGAGAGGGUCAUCUCAUCCCAAACCUAGUGGCAACUAACUGGGCUUCUAUUAAUUACCAGGAGAGGGGGGUACCAUCCCUCCCGCUCUCUACCCCUCUUCCUCUGCAGAGAUUAAUUGAAUUUGCUGCUGCUAAUCGCUCUGGUAAUUCCCCAUCUUUCAUGGCUCACUGGGAAUGCAGGGUGUUUUGGUGUCUUUAUGGGUGACAUAUGUUUGUUUGUUUGGUUCUACUUAAUGGGUGAGGGAUAGGGGUUAGGGAUAGAGGGAUGGUGUUUAUAGGGCCGCUGUUGGCAGCUGGCAUGAUGCGUGCAGGCAUGACAAGUGUGCAUGUGUGUGUGUGUGGGUGUUUGCGUGCAAGUGUGUGUGUGACAGGGUCCUCUGUGUGCGUGUCACACAGUGCUUUGUGUUACCAGCCACCUGAAACGUGGAGGUGACAGGCGAAGCAGCUGAGUCGACACAGCACUGUCAGAUGAGCUCAGAAGAGGCGGCCAGUGUGUGUUAGUGUCUGUGUUAGUGUGUGUGUUAGUGUGUGUGUUAGGAUGUGUGAGCAUGCCAGCAGAACAUAACAACAGCCAACAAGUCAAGUCAUAUCUCACAGUGCCAAAAACCCUGCAAGCCCUUACAGAGACAUCACUUUGUCUUCACUGGGCAGAACAGAGCAAGACAAACUGUUGUGACAGAGCCACAGAUUCACUCUGUCAAGGCUUGCUUUAGAACCAGCUUCUAUUGACACACUGAGUGUACUGUAUAAACUGUACUAUAUUAUACGAUACUAUACUACACACUAUAUGUAUUUCCUAGUUCACCACACAUCAUUAAACAACACUAUACUAUACUAUAUAUAUAUUUCCUGGAGUACAAAUCCUACACCACAGUAGAUUAAUAUCAUGUUGCCUAGUCACUUUAUUCCUAGUUACAUGUACAUAUCUACCAAAAUUACCUAGUAUCCCUUCACAUCGACUAGGUAAUGGUACCUUGUGUAUAUAGCCAAGUUAUUGUUACUCAUUGUGUGUUUAUUGGUACUUGUAUUACAAGGUGUUACUCCUUUCCUAAUAUUUAUCUAUGUUAUUUUUCUCUGGGUUGUUGGGAAGGCCCUUAACAUUCGUCGACAACUGUUGCUAAAGAAGGCUGUAGGAACCCAUGUAAGUGUAGAGAGCAGAGUGUAGAGAGGAGAGUGGAACUCUACCUGUCCCUGCUCCCAUUAAA